Necator americanus (New World hookworm) is the source of this 915-nucleotide messenger RNA. RefSeq lists its product as uncharacterized. Gene Ontology annotation, biological process: G protein-coupled receptor signaling pathway. Gene Ontology annotation, molecular function: G protein-coupled receptor activity. Lineage: Eukaryota; Metazoa; Nematoda; Chromadorea; Rhabditida; Ancylostomatidae. Bases 1 to 915 code for a protein of 304 amino acids. Gene Ontology annotation, cellular component: membrane. The record is from RefSeq and is a predicted model, not a curated record. The transcript has 6 exons.
AUGUCUGCUCAAACUAUCAACGUGUAUUGUGUAGCUAUUGAAGCACUGGCCUUCAAUAUCGUUGGAGUUUUCGGUAACGUUCAGCUUCUAUGGAUCACUGCACGUCGAAAGUUUACACACACUAAGCCAGGGAUACUCCUUGCCAUCAAUGCAGCAUGUCACAUCAUCUGCCUUUUAUCGGAAUUAAUUAGUGCUAUAGUCAACUUCUUCCCGCCAUUCACAAGAAAACAAUGCUACCCAUAUAUUACAAUCUAUAUUUUCGUGCUUUGUCAACAAGCUACUUUGACUCUUGUUAUUUCAAUUGAUCUAUUACUUGCCCUUCUGAUUCCAUUCUGGUACCGGACAUGUAGGACACCUCUCUAUAUUAUUGUAGCAUUUUCGCUAUGUUCGCUUUACUCGCUUUCCGUGGCGAUUUGGGGAUACAUGGCUCAAAAUGACGAGGUGAUUCCAUUUUGUAACCCGCCUCUAGGACUUGCACCAGCUGUUAGUGGAUUUUGGUCACUCUCGAAUAUUAUUAUGAAUUCUUGUGUGGUGCUAGUUUAUGUAGUUAUCAUCGGAUUUGUGCACUUUAAAGGGAAAUCAAAUGCUGUUAGAGGGCAACAGAAGGUUGUUCGCCGGCUGCAAGUCAUUGUUAUUGUAUUCAUCUUAUCUUGGUUCAUGGCAUUACUUGGAGUUAACAUUGCCUCCUUGCUCAAAUUUCCACCUGACGUUCGCUCAGUAUGGCAAAGCAACAUGAGCAACAACGGCUUUUGUAUUCCUACAAAUAAUCUGGAAAGAGGUUCCGAUAUGGCUGCACGACUGAUCGAUUUUUCAAAACCGCUGGGCUCGACCAGGACCUUCAUCCUUCUGGAGGCGAUGAAUUGGCAUCAGACUGAUCCCCGCAAGUCACUGUUAAGGCUGGAAACGUGUUCGUAA